Messenger RNA from Thlaspi arvense, 570 nucleotides. Lineage: Eukaryota; Viridiplantae; Streptophyta; Magnoliopsida; Brassicales; Brassicaceae. The record is from the annotation of a GenBank genome assembly.
AUGCCGAACGGCACGGAUCAGGUUCAACCACCAUCGGAAAACACAGCUUCUCCGGCGGAAUCAAGGUCCCGGAAGCGUGCGUCUCCAGGGAAUGACUGGCUGCCUCCUGGUUGGAGAACCGAAGAAAAGAUGCGAACCUCCGGCACGAAAGCUGGUUUGGUGGAUAAGUUCUACUACGAACCAGUGACCGGUCAUAAGUUCCGGUCCAGAAACGAGGUGAUGUACUACUUGGAACACGGAGUAUCAAAAAAAGCAGCCAAGAAAGCUGAAAACGGUGACACACAAUCAGAACGUUCUGAAAGCCGAGGAAGCUAUAAGCGGCCGACCAAAUCCAACAAAAAGGCUAACGAGCAGCCGCAGCCGCAGCCACAGCAACCGCCACCACCAAAGCCACUGGAGUUUGAUUUUAUGAAUGUGCCAGAGAAGGUCAUUUGGACCGGGACAAACGGUUCAGAAGAAGCUUGGUGGCCUUUCAUUGGAGACUUCAAGAUUCAAGAAUCUGUCAGCCACGAAUGGGGCAGGGCGUUCACUUUUGUCACCGCCCAAACCGGUAGAAACAUGGCGGUUUAG